Messenger RNA from Odobenus rosmarus divergens (Pacific walrus), 1037 nucleotides. It is a transcript of the gene KCNK15, whose product is annotated as potassium channel, subfamily K, member 15. Gene Ontology annotation, biological process: potassium ion transmembrane transport; stabilization of membrane potential. Gene Ontology annotation, molecular function: potassium ion leak channel activity. Bases 22 to 1017 code for a protein of 331 amino acids. The transcript is spliced from 2 exons. Gene Ontology annotation, cellular component: membrane. NCBI's taxonomy places the organism in Eukaryota, Metazoa, Chordata, Mammalia, Carnivora, Odobenidae. The record is from RefSeq and is a predicted model, not a curated record.
CGCGGGGCCCGCGGCGCCGCCAUGAGGAAGCAGAGCGUGCGCACAGCCGCGCUCAUCCUGUGCAUCCUGUCCUACCUGCUGGCGGGCGCCGCCGUCUUCGACGCGCUCGAGUCCGAGGCGGAGCGCGGCCGCCAGCGGCUGCUGGCCCAGAAGCGCGGCGAGUUCCGGAGGAAGUACGGCUUCUCGGCCGAGGACUACCGCGAGCUGGAGCGUCUGGCGCUGCAGGCCGAGCCGCACCGCGCCGGCCGCCAGUGGAAGUUCGCCGGCUCCUUCUACUUCGCCAUCACCGUCAUCACCACCAUCGGGUACGGCCACGCCGCGCCGGGCACGGACUCGGGCAAGGUCUUCUGCAUGUUCUAUGCGCUCCUGGGCAUCCCCCUGACGCUGGUCACCUUCCAGAGCCUGGGCGAGCGCCUGAACGCGCUGGUGCGGCGCCUCCUGCUGGAGGCCAAGCGCUGCCUGGGGCUGCGGCGGCCGCGCGUGUCCACCGAGAACAUGGUGGUGGCCGGGCUGCUGGUGUGCGCCGCCACCCUGGCCCUCGGGGCCGCCGCCUUCGCGCACUUCGAGGGCUGGACCUUCUUCCACGCCUACUACUACUGCUUCAUCACGCUCACCACCAUCGGCUUCGGCGACUUCGUGGCGCUGCAGAGCGACGAGGCACUGCAGAGGAACCCGCCCUACGUGGCCUUCAGCUUCCUCUACAUCCUCCUGGGGUUCACGGUCAUCGGCGCCUUCCUCAACCUCGUGGUCCUGCGCUUCCUGGCGGCCAGCACCGACGCGCCCGAGCGCGCCGCCCGCCGCCCCAGCCCGCUCCGCCCGGGGGCGCCCGAGAGCCGCGGCCGCUCCCCGCCCCGCCGGCCGGCGAGCGCCGGGGGCUCCACCUCCGUCUCCUCCCGCGUGCACCAGCUGCAGAUGGGGGCCCGCGACAACCUGGGCUUCUCGGCCCCCUCGAGCCCUGGGGCUGUGGGCGACGGCGGCGGGGCGGGCAGGUCCCCGGCCCGGCGCAAGUCCAUCUGACAGCCCAGCUCGGGCCGGGG